CACAAGAACCAGCAAGGCAUGAAGACAAAGCCCCCUCUCUAAAUUUGUUAAAUGCGAAUUUGGUGUUUAUAUGCUUUGCCCUGAGAUGGACGACCCAGAGUGAAAGUUAAGCGACUAAGAAGGUGGACGGACAUAUCUCAUUACAAUCCCUUUAUGAGGCCGGGAGCAGGAAGUGCGCUGUCUUUCCUGUCGCCGGCGUCUAAAAGACAGCGCUUUUCAACGCUUCUCGACACUCUCCGCUUUCAGAGAGAGGGGGACAGGAGACAGAGCGACAAUGCGUGGCGUGAUUAGGAUGCAAGGGUUGUUGGCUCCCCUCUCGACUCAAGGCUAUGCGUUUCUCUCUACCCGGGGAUCAAUAUGAGAUUGUGAAAAACAAGACCUUGUUGUUUUGAAGAACUUUUGUCUCUCGUCCAGGCUUGUGGGGACCGUAGGCUUUAGCCUACUUCUUCUUUUUUUCCAGAGAUGUCCACUACCAGCAGACCCACCGUCGGGACUCCCCAGUUAACGACAGACGAGCUGACCGUCAUAGUGGCCUCAUUGUCCUGUCUGGUCUUCUUCCUGGUGAUCAUGGUGCUCCUGUGUAUGCUGUACCGCAGGGACCCCCUCUGCUGUAAGGUCCGAGAGUACCAGGGAUCACACACAGACCUGUCUACACCUCCCCAGUAUUACAGCAGCACACAAACACUGGUCGGCCCACGAUGCUCUCAAGAAUCCCUGAGCCAUGAGAAUACCUACAGACAGUCAGAUUCGCUGUUCCUGAUUGGCCUGCCCUCCAGCUACGGCCUGCCCUCUUUGGCUGUCCCUCGCCUGCCGUCCUAUGAGAGCGUCCGAAAGAAGGACCGGCAGCGUCAGAUCCACAUGAUGAUCGCCGACCGCUUCGGCCUCAACGGGCCCUACAUCCCUGAGGUGAUUGAUCAAUCCGUCAGCCAAUCAAUACGUCACAUGAUGAUCGCCGACCGCUCCGGCCUCAACGGACCCUACAUCCCUGAGCCUCCACCGUCCUAUGAAGAGAGCAUCCACCAGGCCGUGGAGAUCCCUUGUGCCGUGAUUGGUCCUUUACAUGGCUCCAGUGAUGUGAUUGGUUCCUCAGAGGUCUGCUGUAGCGUGAUUGGUCCUUCGGAGGCCCCCGGUGAUGUGAUUGGUCCUUCAGAGGCCCCCGGUGAUGUGAUUGGUCCUUCAGAGGUGUCCUGUGAUGUAAAUGGUCUGUCCAUUCCUCCCUGUGAUGUCACUGGUCCUGUGGAAGCUCCCCGUGACAGGAUUGACCAAUUGAACGCUCCCCUGCACGUGAUUGGUCCAUUGAACGCUCCGCCUGACAGGAUUGGUCCAUUGAACGCUCCCCUGCACGUGAUUGGUCCAUUGAACGCUCCCCUGCACGUGAUUGGUCCAGCAGGGGCCUCUUCACCAGCCACCAGCCCUCCCUAAAAUACACACGGACACAGACAUUUACCCUGUGUGAACAUACACACACACACACACACACACACACACACAGACACA
Molecule: messenger RNA, 1497 nt
Organism: Clupea harengus (Atlantic herring)
Lineage: Eukaryota; Metazoa; Chordata; Actinopteri; Clupeiformes; Clupeidae
Exons: 5
Coding region: 463-1422 (319 amino acids)
Source: RefSeq, a predicted model, not a curated record